AUGAUUGUCCAAUGACACGUUUCAUUUAUGCUGUUUAUCUUUUCUCCUUCGUCCACAACCAGAACGAGCUACCUUGAAAACAAAGAAAACAGAGAAGAGAGACAGCCUUCGGUACUGCAGAGUAGCGUUCAUCUCCACCUCGCUCCACCGCUAAUGGCCAUGUUUUCUUGUUCAGCUAGGCCUACUAAGCUAUAUGCUGCUCUUCCUCUUCCCCCAGCCAAACAUGGCACUUCUCAUCAUUCUAUAAUGCUCACAUUUCCCUCAUCUUCAAAACCCAAAAAGAAUAAUUCUCGCGUAGGCAUAGACUUAUUAUCAAGCUCCAACAACAACCCUGAUGAUUCUUGGGGAUAUUGGAGGACCAACGUUUCCUUCUUUCAAUUUUUUUCAGCCAAAAGUAAAGAUGUAAAGAGCCUUAAACAGCAACUUCUUGAGGCAAUAGCGCCUCUUGAUCGGGGUGCUGUGGCUACCCCUCAGGACCAAAAACGCGUUGAUGAGAUUGCUCAGGAACUUGAGGCUGUGAAUGAUAUAAAGGAGCCAUUCAAGUCAAAUCUUCUGAAUGGGAAAUGGGAGCUUUUAUAUACAACAUCUCAAUCAAUUCUUAAAACAAAGAGACCAAAGUUCUUGAGACCAAAUGGAAAAAUCUACCAGGCAAUUAAUGCGGAUACUUUAAGGGCUCAAAAUAUGGAAACUUGGCCCUUCUUUAACCAGGCCACCGCUAAUUUAGUGCCUCUAAACACAAGAAGGGUAGCUGUUAAAUUUGACUUCUUCAGAAUUGCAGGUCUGACCCUGUAGAUACCUAUUAAAUCACCUGGAAGUGGCCGUGGUCAAUUGGAAAUCACCUACUUGGAUGAGGAGUUGCGGUAAGUGAUGCAAAAGCUUUUCUUCUUCAAGCAUGAUCAUAUAGUGAUAAGAUUUCUGAUCAUUCUUGAACUUAUCAAGCAUUGCUGGAAUCUGUUUUGUGCAUGACAGUCCUCAAGAACAUGUUUUUUUCAGUUCCCUUUUCUUUUUCUUGUACCAAGUAUAUAUUGAAUAAGGGUUCAGCAUUGAACAUCAGCCUUAGCUUAUGCAAGUCUUUUCAACAACCUUGUGCUUCUUGUUGAGCUCUAGACGAUGGUCCCUUUGUCUGCAGAAUAUCAAGGGGUGAUAGAGGAAAUUUGUUCGUUCUGAAAAUGGCGGAUCCAUCUUACAGAGUCCCUCUCUAAUGUAAUUCUAGUGAAACUUGAUUCUUAAAGCAAAGUUUGAGAAUUCUAGUGAAA
Molecule: messenger RNA, 1256 nt
Organism: Populus trichocarpa (black cottonwood)
Lineage: Eukaryota; Viridiplantae; Streptophyta; Magnoliopsida; Malpighiales; Salicaceae
Product: probable plastid-lipid-associated protein 4, chloroplastic
Exons: 5
Coding region: 28-792 (254 amino acids)
Source: RefSeq, a predicted model, not a curated record